Messenger RNA from Pomacea canaliculata, 1095 nucleotides. RefSeq lists its product as uncharacterized. NCBI's taxonomy places the organism in Eukaryota, Metazoa, Mollusca, Gastropoda, Architaenioglossa, Ampullariidae. Gene Ontology annotation, cellular component: membrane. The transcript is spliced from 4 exons. Bases 91 to 540 code for a protein of 149 amino acids. The record is from RefSeq and is a predicted model, not a curated record.
UGAUAUAAAGGUGUUACUCAAGUACAGAGGUAUAAAACCUGGUGGGAACUGUCUGUAUACCACACUCACCUGUCUCGAUCAGGCAAUGACAUGGCCACCACUGCAGAUUUCGGUCUUGAACACACGCCCAAAGAUUCCAACGUACCCAGGACUGACUCACCUCCUGGAUACUACACAGUGUCAGAGCAUGUUCACACCGGGACCACACCCCCGUUCAUAGGGAUGCAUGGGACCCAACCCAGUACAAUGGGGACCUCUGUGGUGAUGAUUCAACCAGUGAUGACCGGACCGGAGCCGAGGACCACGUGCUCUCUGGUGAUGUCGGUGCUGAGCACCAUCUUCUGCUGCUUCAUCUGCGGCAUGGCUGGCAUCCUCGUCGCCUGGAAGGCCCGUCUGUAUGUCCUGGAGAAGAAGUACGAGCAGGCCCGCCAUUCUGUCAAAGUCGUCUGGAUCUUCUUCGGCCUCGCCGUCUUCUUCGGAGUUAUUUUCAUCUUUUCCUGCUUUACUCCCAUCUGGUAUGUGGUAUUCGGCAUUCGCUAGACCCUCACCAGUAUCCACGAGGAACAAAAGUCAUCCAUCUUAUCUAGAUCAUCAACCUACGGACAUGAACAGAAUAUCAAUGGAAAUAACUCCAGGCAGAUGAACAGAGUAUAAAUAAUAACCAGAAAUAAUGACUACAUUUGAGCCAUUCCUUCUCUUUAUAUCUUGUUCCGUAGACUUUCAGUAUAGAAUACUUUGUUGGAUCGAUGUAACGAUGUUUUAGCUCAUAACAAUUGUAAAAUAAAGAAAACUGAUUAUUAUGUGUGAUUCUAGAGAGAAAUGUGAAAUAUAUUUUUUGCUCUAAGAGAGGUCGUUUUAAAAGUUUUCAAAAACAGGUCAGAUAUAUUUAUUAAAAAAAUUGUAAUAGCAAUACACAUUGGACCACAUGUACAUCAAAUUGCAUAAAAAUAGACAGAAACGGGCAAGGGAGGUAAUAAAGGACAGAUUUAAAAAGAAGACCGCGAAGUGAUUAUCUCCCGUUUUUCGAAUCGUUCCUAGCUCGCGCAAAACUCAUUAAUACUCGUGUAUAUCGAAGUAAAAGCUAUUGUUUAUUUA